Stegastes partitus (bicolor damselfish) is the source of this 1902-nucleotide messenger RNA. RefSeq names its product mitochondrial E3 ubiquitin protein ligase 3 (gene mul3). The coding region runs from base 88 to 906 and encodes 272 amino acids. Lineage: Eukaryota; Metazoa; Chordata; Actinopteri; Pomacentridae. Gene Ontology annotation, biological process: organelle organization; protein ubiquitination. The transcript is spliced from 5 exons. The record is from RefSeq and is a predicted model, not a curated record. Gene Ontology annotation, molecular function: ubiquitin-protein transferase activity.
GAGGAAGUGAACGCGAUUGACGUUUUUGUUUUCGAUUUGUGACCAAACCUGACAUGUGUGAACGGUUUGUUUAAAGCUGACACAGAAAUGAGUGACAUCCCUGUAAACCCUCUGGUUCUGCUCGGUGUCGGCUCCAGCUUCGCCUUCUCCGGCCUGUUUUAUCAUUUGUACCAGGAGAAGAAGGAAGAGUUAAAAAAGCUGAAGGAAAUACCCAUUUUCAAACCAGAUCUGCAUUUGGUUAAAGUCCUGAAAGCAUCUCCCCACCGGCGCCUCCAGUAUGUCGCUGUUGAAGGUCUGGUCCAGGCGGACGGGGAGCCUCUGGCCAGCCGGUUUGUCCCGCGAUCCUUCGGUGUGAUUCAGAAGAUAGCAGUGGAGGAACACUGGAAGUUUUGGAACUCUCUCACCAAGACGUGGAACUCCCGGACGAUGAACAGGAAAGAGACGAGCAACUCCGUGCCCUUCAGUCUGGUCAGCCCCGGAGCCUACAUCACUGACUUAUACGUGAAGGUGCAGAACCCUCUGGAGGCCUCGGGCUCCUACCUGGAGAGGGUUCACCACAAAGUACGACAGGCCGAGGAGGGACUGGUGAACACGGUGCUGCAAGGCGUGAGCGGAGAGAAACCCGUGGCGAUGGUGGAGAGCGAGGAGCUGCUGCGAGUAGGAAGCAUCCUGACCGGGUUUGGGGAGGUGGUGCUAGAGGGAGGCGAGGUGAUGAGGCUUCAGGCCCCGCAGGACGGCCGAUUGUACGUCCUGGUGCCCGGCAACCACCGGAGCUUCAUGGACCGACACGAGGCAACAGCCAGCAUGUGGAAGAAGCUGUCAGCUGUUACUGGCCUCACGGGAGCUGCUGUUGUCGCCGGUGUCAUUUACAACUUAGUGGGGAAACAGGACGACAGAUCCAGGUAGAGGCGGGAGGCGGAUCACGCAGGUUUAAAGCCAUUUCGGUGACCUAACACAGCCUCAGGAGAUUCUAUAGCACAGUCUUAAUGCCAACGUAAUUCAUUAACAUGUUUUGAUUUGCGUCUCACCAAAGUGCAUCUGAGUUUUUUUCACAAUGGACACGAGGAAGUGAAAACACAAAUUUACAAAUUAGAAAACACAUUAACGUUUAAGAACACAUUAAAAACAGAAAAGGCAAAGACACCGAUUUAAAAACAAAAUAACCAAAAAGACUUUUCUGAGAACACAUGAGCAAACGAGGCUCAAACAUGCCAUCAGAUUAGAAAAAACAAAUCAGGAACUAAAUCACUGACAAAUAUUCCAAACUGCUGCUUUCUGAAAUGUGAAAUCUUUCAGUGUAUUUUGUCCCUCUGGGCUGCUGUACUUGAACCUAAAACAUUUGUAACUGCUUGUCAGAAACUUCACGAGUGUUUCUCAUUACAGUCGGUCAGCUUAGUUUGAUAAAAACAAUCAAUUAGACGGUCUGAGUGCAGUCUGCUUCGAGAGGCUUUAAUUUCGAUUAAAUCCACACUGCUCCAACUUGAGAAUACAAAUCAGAUCAUGUAGCUUCUAUACAGUCACUAUAUAAUCCCUUCUUUCAAUCCGUGCGCCUUAAACAUCCUGAGAAGUGUGACUUUUCAUGCAGAAUGUUUGACACUAUGAAAAAAAAACAUUCAGGACUGCUUUAUCAAGGGAACAUGUUAUUUUUGUAAUGUGGUUGUAUAUUUUCUUAAUUGUGAAGUUUGGGGCGUGCUCACACCUCCCGCUGAGCUUUUAUUCUGAUAAUCUUAUCUUUUGCUGACUUUGACUGUGAAUCUGAUCGAGGAAAUGACAGAAAUGUUGUGUCUGUGAAUGUUUCCAGUUAUGACAUGGAUCAAUAUGUAUCUGAAAAGACUGUACACAAUCAUGUACCUUUGAAAGGUGGUGGUGUUAGAAUUAAUAAAAGCAGCAGUUUCACCUUCA